Leptosomus discolor (cuckoo roller) is the source of this 2264-nucleotide messenger RNA. Lineage: Eukaryota; Metazoa; Chordata; Aves; Leptosomiformes; Leptosomidae. The record is from RefSeq and is a predicted model, not a curated record.
GAAAGAAGAACAAGCUGCGCGUGUACUAUCUCUCCUGGCUGAGAAACAGGAUUUUACACAAUGACCCUGAAGUGGAGAAGAAGCAGGGCUGGAUCACGGUCGGGGACCUGGAGGGAUGUAUCCACUACAAAGUCGUGAAAUAUGAAAGAAUCAAGUUCUUGGUGAUUGCCUUAAAGAAUGCUGUAGAGAUCUACGCUUGGGCUCCUAAACCAUAUCACAAGUUUAUGGCAUUUAAGUCUUUUGCAGAUCUCCAGCACAAGCCGUUGCUCGUGGAUCUCACUGUAGAAGAGGGUCAGAGACUCAAGGUUAUCUUUGGAUCACACACUGGUUUCCACGUGAUUGAUGUAGAUUCCGGGAACUCCUACGAUAUCUAUAUACCAUCUCACAUUCAGGGCAAUAUUACUCCUCACGCCAUUGUCAUCCUGCCUAAAACGGACGGGAUGGAGAUGCUUGUGUGCUAUGAGGAUGAGGGCGUCUAUGUGAACACCUACGGCCGGAUAACUAAAGACGUGGUGCUGCAGUGGGGAGAAAUGCCUACUUCUGUGGCCUACAUUCAUUCCAAUCAAAUAAUGGGCUGGGGAGAGAAAGCUAUUGAAAUCCGGUCAGUGGAGACGGGACAUUUGGAUGGAGUAUUUAUGCACAAGCGAGCUCAAAGGUUAAAGUUUCUAUGUGAAAGAAAUGAUAAGGUAUUUUUUGCAUCGGUGAGAUCCGGAGGAAGCAGCCAAGUGUUUUUCAUGACCCUCAACAGAAACUCCAUGAUGAACUGGUAACAGAGGAGCACUUGGCACUCACCGCGAUGGCAUUAUUUCUAAUUUAAAGGACAUUGAACACGUGGACUAACACUGUAGAGGCAGAUGCGGAGGACCCCGAGCAACACCGCUCCCCCGGCGCCGUCAGCCCUGGGGCGGGGGCUGCGGGCAGGGAUGGACUUUCGCGCUUGGACCCCCCGAGGUCUCCUGAUUACGCUGUGUUAUAGUGGGUUAUGAGUUUUCCUUUAUUUUAUUCUAUUUUUUUUUUUUAAUUUUACUUUUUCUUUGUCCCCUACUUUGUAAGAACGGGGAAAGAAACAGUGUCAAAAAGUCUGUUUUUAAUUCUGUCUGCCUGCUAGCAUCAAAUAUAUAGUAUGUUGUAAAGUUACCAAUUAAAUCUGGUGAGAGACAGCACAAUAAAUGUACCUUUUAUCUUUGUGAUGAAGGCCAUAACCAUAUAGCUGGGCAAUUUUAGGAAUCUUUUGCCUUCACCAACAUUUACAUGUUGCUUUUGGCAGCAACGGCUUAACGGAUUUUUAAAGAAGAGAAAAAAUAAUAGGUUUUUUUCCCCUCUUUUGGGAAAUGGAUUUUAAAUGGCUAAACUACUAGCCUUAGACUAAUAAAAAUCAGCUACCAUUUUUGUCAAGUCUGUCAAUCCAUAUUUCUAUAUGGAUCUUCACAUAAUGGUGUGUCUUGAUAGGGACAGAGGUGCCAUUUGUUGUUGCUCCGGAGGUGCCCGCCUGCCCCGGGGCUUGGCCGUGGGCGCGGGGACAGGGGAUCGGAGGAGGAGGAGGAGAGGACGGCGGAGCGGUCGGAGGAGCCCCGCGCUCGCCCCCGAGGCGGGAUUUGUGGCCGCAGAUGGCUCCCGGGAUGCCGCGGGCGCCGGACCCCGAUGCCGGCGCGAGCUGUGGGUGCUCGUCGCCCCCCGCCCUGAGCCCGGAGCCGGGUGCUGGCGUGCGGAGGCAGCCGGUGUGGGGACGGGGACCGAGAAACGAGCUGCCCCGUCCCCCGCGUUGCUGGAUUGGGCUUGUAAAGAGCUUAAAAAAAAAAAUAUAUAUGUGUGGUUUCUUUGGCCAAGGGUCUGAAUCUCUACUCGUUGUCCACCCCCUCCGCUCCCUAGGAAUUACCCAACAUACAGUGGAAGAGAACAUCUGUGCCGAACCGUGUGUGUGUGUUUAGUUCAGGUUGAAUCGUGUCCUUAUAAACUCUGCUCAGUUGAUUUCCGUUUUCGGUGCGUAUCUGGGGUUUUCUUUCUCAGUAGCUGCAAGCAUGGCCGCCUGUGGUGUUGGGGUGUCGCAUAACAAGGUCUGUGUUGCUGGUUUUAACCUACCUCGUUUCGGUUGGGGUUUGUUUUUUUCGUUUGGUUUCUUUUUUUUUUUUUUUUUCUUUUUCUUUUUUUUUUUUCCGUUCCGCUGUCGAUCACAGCGCUGUUACCUCCAGCGACAUAUAGAGAGCUUAACUGGCAAUCUUGGUGUACUCAGUAACGAUGGCUUUAUUAAAAAAUGAUUAAAUCAA